AUGGCUAUUUUUGGCCAAUCAAAAUACGGCAAACCGAUUGUGGUCAACGAAAAUCUGGCCGAUAUAUCGGCCGCACGCAUACUAUUCAUAGUUAUCAUAUUUUUCUGGGCACUUGUAGUCAAAUUUAGAGAGUGGCGUCAAUUUUGGUUUGUUUGGUCGGAUACUAAACUGGCCCGACUGGCUAUCGGCCCUACAGUCCUACUAAAUACAUUGAUUGCCAUCUAUACGGCCAGUACUCUAGUACAUACUGUACACUAUUUAGAUAAUAUUGCCCGACCAGUCGACUACUAUGAACCCAGUUAUCUGUAUCGUAGAUAUCUAUUAAGUACAAUGGAAAUUACAUUCAUAAUUAAUUUUCCCAUAAUUAUGCUAGGUUAUUAUGGUAUACAAAAAUUGUUAAACGCAAUACUAGUUGGCAAACAACAACAAAUUAGCCGCAAAUCAAUUAUACUAUUUGUCUACACUGGGCUAACUGUCCUCCCAGUGCUACACUAUCGCAUCGAACCAAUCAAAUCGUUUUCAUUGAUAGUUAACAUAAAUAUUUUAGUCGGUCUAUUGUUGGCCAUCCUAUUGACAGCUGUCCUAUCGGUUAUACUAUAUAUGAAUCAUCGAUACGACUAUUUCGGUAGCUUAGGUAGUGUUGACGAUACCUAUAGUCUACUGGAUAUUAGUCGACAUAAUUUCAGUGAUAUUAUUGCCGAUGACGACGACGACGAUGAGAUUGAAACAUAUAAUAUCAAUAGUGUCCGUAUGUCGUCGUCAUCGGGAACGACACGCAAAAGAUCCCGUUCCCGAUCGCCUACACGAGGAUUAUCAUCAAACAUAUAAAAAUAUUUUAUAUUUUAUUUUUUUGUUAUAACAAACAAAAAAU
Oppia nitens is the source of this 871-nucleotide messenger RNA. RefSeq lists its product as uncharacterized. Bases 1 to 828 code for a protein of 275 amino acids. The transcript is spliced from 2 exons. The record is from RefSeq and is a predicted model, not a curated record. Lineage: Eukaryota; Metazoa; Arthropoda; Arachnida; Sarcoptiformes; Oppiidae.